AUGGAAAAAAAUAGGAAUAAUGAAAAGAGAACUUUGGUUGUGAAUCAUGUUAAAAUUUUUAAAGAAUAUAUUAAGUUUAAUUUUCCACUUAAUGUUUUAACAACUAUUAUAUUUAUUAGUAAUACUGAUCAUACUAUUGUUUAGUGGGUUUAAAUGAUUAGAAUUUUUCAAAUUCCUGAUUUAAUUGGGAAAAUAGACGAACACUUUUAACUUUAGUAAAGAUUUAAUACUAUUUUUGAAUUAAUUAAGCUUUUUAUACUUGUCUUUGCUUGCGCUCAUUUUGUUGGUUGUGGUUUUCAUUUUGUGGCUGUAUAAGAAAUAAAAGCAGGAGUUUCCGAAACUUGGUUACAUAAAUAAAAUCUAGCUUAAAGUAAUGAUUAUCUGUUGAGAUAUUUAAAUAGUAUUUAUUUUGGGUUUAUUACUAUGAUUACAGUUGGGUACGGUGAUAUAUGCCCUGUUACUCCUUUAGAAAAAUCGUACACUAUUAUUAUUACUGUUUUAAGCUGUGGUAUGUUUGGAUAUUCAAUGAAUACUAUAGGAGCCAUUUUUUAAGAAAUAUCUAAAAAAGAAGCUUAUUUCAAAUAAGUAAAAUAUGAUAUGACUUAAUAUAUGAGAAGUAGAGAAAUUCCUAAGAAUUUGUAAAUUAAAGUUCUUAAAAAUUUAGAAUAUACAAAUAUUAUAAAUGGAGAUUAAGUAAAAAAAGGAGAAUAAAUAAUGAAUUGUUUAAAUUCUACUUUAAGAAAUUAAAUCAAAAGAGAAUUUUAUGGAAGAAUUUUAUGUAAUUAUAAAAUUUUUAAUUUAAAUUUUUCUUAAGAAUCACGAUAAGAAAUAUGUCUUUAUAUGAAAGAAAUUAUUGUAUAACCAGGAGAAAUUUUACUUGAAUAAAAACAAAACAAUAAUAUGAUAUAUUUUCUUUAUAAAGGAGAGUUUGAAAUUAUUGUUUAAAAUUAAAAUUAAAAGACUUAAAAUUAUUCAAUAAUAGGUAGAGCAGUUAAUGGAAGCAUGCUAGGAUAAUUUAGCUUUUUUACAGGUUUUCCUGAAUAAUAUAGUGUUAGAAGUUCAGAUACUAGUUAUUUAUUAUAUUGCGAUAGAGAUAGUUUUUAAUAGGCAAUAUCAAAAUAUUAGCAUGAUUAAUAAGUUUUUUGUAAAUUAAAAGACAAUCUCCUUAUUUAUAACCGACAUUUUGAUACUACUUGUUUUAGUUGUAAUAAAUUAGGACAUGAAACACAUAACUGCUAAUUUUUUUAUAAUAAGCAUUUGAAAUAUAUUGUUAUUUAAAAAAGUAUUUUAAAUAUUCCGUAAAUUCGACAAUUAUUAAACGCAAGGAGACCUUAAAAAGAUUACAAUUCAUUAAAAUAACGAGAAGAAAUAAUGAAAAAAGCUAGGAAAAUAAGACUCAAUUAUUUUUAUGAAGCUUUCGAAGGAAUUCCAAUCGAAGUAGAAGAAGAAGACUUAGAUCUUUAAUAAAAUGAUAUGGAAUUUGUUAUUUUUGUACCAGCGGUAAGAUAUGAAAAUUAUGUUUUGGUUUACAGUGAAAGGGAAUUAUCAGAUUUGAGUGAAAAUGAAUAUGAGAAUAAUUAAGAAGAAUAUUAGUUUUUUAAUUUUAAAAUUAAAAGUAAUGAAAAAAUAAGUGAAGUUGAAUAAUAAAUAAAAAGAAAUACAUUAAGAAAUAGACAAAGUAUUUUUGAUAAGGCUUUAAUUUCAAAAUUAUAAUAAAAAAGUAUGAAUUCAUAUAAAAAUUUCGGAAGUAUUACUAGUGAGAUUGAAAAUGAAGACGAAGAAAACGAAGAAGAAGAGAACGAAUCAAAAAAAAAAAAGAACUAAAAGAAGAAAAAAAAGUUAAAGAAGAAAAUGAGAAAGAAUAAGAAGAUAAUAGUGAAAAAAUAUUAAACUUUACUAAUUUAAAUUUGGUUGAAAAUAAAGACAAAAAUAAUUCAUUACUUUAAAUUUAAGUAAUUAAUAAAUAAUCUUUUAUUUCAAGCAAUUUUUCAAAUUCUACUAUAAAUGAAGAAAAUUUAGAAGAUUUAUAAAAGAAUGAAAUUUUAAAGUUAGGAAAUCACUAAGCUUUAUGCUUGUCGAAAGUUGAAAAUAAAAAUGUUAUGCAGAAAAAUCAUGAAAUAUUAAGUAAAAUAAACUAUGAUAAUAUAAAAAGGUUUUCACAUGAUAAUAGUUAAAUUUAAGAUAAUAGUAAAAUAAAAUAGUCAUUAUAAGAUUAUUAAAGUAUUAAAAGUUAAUAAAAUGUCCAAUAAAAUACUAAAAGCUCAAUUAUUAAAGUUGAUUAUAUAAAUAUUAACCAACAUAAUCAUAAAUAACAAAAUAGUCUAGUUAAAAUCCCGUAAGUUUAAAAUAAUAAUAAUAGCAGUUAAACUAAAAUUAAUAUAGGAAAUAUUUUGGAAAAAUAAAACACUUAAUAUAGUAAUAAUAGUAAUUGUUCAGAAGAAAAUAAAGAAUAAAAAACACAAUAUUUU
This is a messenger RNA of Ichthyophthirius multifiliis, 2468 nucleotides long. RefSeq lists its product as hypothetical. Lineage: Eukaryota; Ciliophora; Oligohymenophorea; Hymenostomatida. Gene Ontology annotation, molecular function: nucleic acid binding; zinc ion binding; voltage-gated potassium channel activity. Gene Ontology annotation, biological process: regulation of membrane potential; potassium ion transmembrane transport. The record is from RefSeq and is a predicted model, not a curated record. The transcript has 7 exons. The annotation marks the transcript as partial.